Molecule: messenger RNA, 1808 nt
Organism: Coregonus clupeaformis (lake whitefish)
Lineage: Eukaryota; Metazoa; Chordata; Actinopteri; Salmoniformes; Salmonidae
Gene: meis1b
Product: Meis homeobox 1 b
Biological process (GO): eye development; embryonic pattern specification; positive regulation of transcription by RNA polymerase II
Molecular function (GO): DNA-binding transcription activator activity, RNA polymerase II-specific; RNA polymerase II cis-regulatory region sequence-specific DNA binding
Source: RefSeq, a predicted model, not a curated record
CCUGUUAUGGCCACCACUACUUCCGGGUUUCGGCAGUCUGGUCCAUAUCCACUCCUCAGUCGCGUUUCACAACUACUGACACCCAUUGUACACAAACCAACGAGGAGUUGGCGGCUGAGCGCAGCAUCGAUCGAGGGCUGCUCCUUUAAGAAAGACUAAGCCUGAAUUAUCACCCCACCUCCUCCUGAUCUCCUUUACAGUGCUUUUGCAUUUAAAAAAAAUCAACCCAGGAGCUGAGAGUGAUCAAAAGAAAAACGAGUGAGCUGAAUUUUUUGUGUGCAUUUGACUAUUCACAUUAGGUGUGCUAACCCGUGGAAGCGCGCCGCGGAUCAUCAUUCAUUCCGGGCUACUUUGACAAGCCUCGGCGUUUGAUUGACAGGCGGAGUGGCAAAAAGCCAUGAGACUUCGCUAGUUUUGUUUUGAGGGGUAUUUUCAUACUGUUUUUUGGAAAAUAAUACUGGGUUUUCUUUCCCUAUGCCACUGCCCUGGGGAUAGCUGAGGCCCUAUUCGCCGUUGCUUUGGACUGAACUUGAGCUGAAGAGGGCUGGCUUGAAUUCAUCGUUGCCUUUCCCUUGCAAGAAAUACGGAUUCUUGAAAGAUCUCGCAUUUGGAAUUUGCGUUUUUCAUUUGUUCUUCACCCUGGCCUCUUAGGGGAUAUAUCCGAAGCGAAAGGAGAGAAGGAGAGCGGGAGUAGAGGAGGGAUAUGGCGCAGCGGUACGAAGACUUGCCCCACUACGGGAUGGACGGGGUGGGCAUCCCCACCACCAUGUACGGCGACCCGCACGGUGCCCGCUCCAUGCAGGCCGUCCACCUCAACCACGGCCCCCAGCUGCACUCGCACCAGUACCCGCACACAGCCCACAGCAACGCCAUGCCGCCUAGCAUGGGCUCGUCCGUCAACGACGCCCUGAAGAGAGAUAAAGACCAGAUAUACGGGCACCCCCUGUUCCCCCUGCUUGCACUGAUUUUUGAGAAAUGUGAAUUAGCGACUUGCACGCCCAGAGAGCCUGGGGUCGCGGGAGGAGACGUUUGUUCAUCGGAAUCUUUCAAUGAAGAUAUAGCAGUGUUUGCAAAACAGAUUCGGGCAGAAAAGCCGUUAUUUUCAUCGAAUCCAGAACUGGAUAACCUGAUGAUUCAAGCCAUUCAAGUUUUACGGUUUCAUCUUCUGGAGUUGGAAAAGGUACACGAACUAUGUGACAAUUUCUGUCACCGGUACAUCAGCUGUCUGAAGGGAAAGAUGCCCAUCGACUUGGUUAUCGACGACAGAGAAGGAGCAAAAUCAGACAGCGAGGAAAUAACAAGAUCAUCCGGGCCUCUUGAUCAGACUUCCUGGAACAAAGAGCACGAUGACACGGCAUCCACGCGCUCCGGGGGCACGCCUGGUCCAUCCAGCGGGGGACACACGUCACACAGCGGGGACAACAGCAGUGAACAAGGUGACGGCAUGGACAACAGUGUGGCUUCGCCGAGCACAGGAGACGAAGACGACCCGGACAAAGAGAAGAAAAGGAACAAGAAGAGAGGCAUCUUCCCCAAAGUGGCCACCAACAUCAUGAGAGCCUGGCUCUUCCAGCACCUAACGCAUCCUUACCCUUCAGAAGAACAGAAGAAACAGCUGGCGCAAGACACAGGCCUCACCAUCCUACAAGUCAACAACUGGUUCAUCAAUGCCAGAAGGAGAAUAGUUCAGCCCAUGAUCGACCAGUCUAACCGUGCAGUAAGUCAAGGAGCCCCCUACACCCCAGAUGGACAACCCAUGGGGGGCUUCGUGAUGGACGGGCAGCAGCACAUGGGAAUCAGACCACCUG